This is a messenger RNA of Labrus mixtus (cuckoo wrasse), 4963 nucleotides long. It is a transcript of the gene zhx3b, whose product is annotated as zinc fingers and homeoboxes 3b. The coding region runs from base 404 to 3808 and encodes 1134 amino acids. Lineage: Eukaryota; Metazoa; Chordata; Actinopteri; Labriformes; Labridae. Gene Ontology annotation, cellular component: nucleus. The record is from RefSeq and is a predicted model, not a curated record. Gene Ontology annotation, molecular function: DNA-binding transcription factor activity, RNA polymerase II-specific; DNA binding. The transcript is spliced from 7 exons. Gene Ontology annotation, biological process: regulation of transcription by RNA polymerase II.
CCGUCGUAUUUUCCUCCCCUCCACCGCCUGCUUCAACACUGAGACACUCGAGAUAAACAAGCGCAAAAAAAGGGGUCGUUGAAGGGACCGGUCCGGCUCCUGUGUCCCGCUUAUCACCAGCCGAUGGACAGAGGGGCUUACACCGAGCCUAAGUUACCAUCAGUAAAGCCCAAACCUCCCGUCAGUCUGAGCACAUAUCAUUGUAAACUUUUUAAAUCCUUCGCUGCAUAAACUGCGCUCCGACAAAGCGAGAAUUUCCUUCACAACUGCAGUGAGAGCCACAAGUGGACCCAUGGACAUGUUGCGCUGUCCUCCGUUCUCAAGUCCUGGUCCAUAGUUAACCAGAAGCAACCAGUUUUCACACUCGCACGACGUACAUUCUUCCCCACCUUCUGGUCAAACCAUGGCAAGCAAGAGGAAAUCCAAGGUUCCUUGUAUGAUCCCAAGCAAGAUAAUACGCCAAGCAGAGGAGGUUGAACAAGACUCUCCUGUCUCCUUGCAUCAGUCAAGGAUAUCUGGAGGGGGCAGACAUAGCCCCCUCGAUCCAAAACAGUGUUCAAAACCCGAGGCGGGGGACGCUGUGAAAGACGGCGCUGGCACUUACACCUGUAGGCCUUGUACCUUUGAAACCCAUGACCUUAACUUGUUCUUGGAUCAUGUGUACUCUGGUCACCCUGACUUCCGUGCGGACCCCAGCUUCUUUUGUGUGAGCUGUGGGGUUUCCGCGCCCAAGUUUGAGGGGCUGGCCCUGCAUAAUGCCAGGGUACACCCAAGCACUCUGAACACAACUCUGCAGCUGAGGAAGAAGGACAGGAGAGUAGUAGUGGAACAGAAUCUGGUGACUGGGGGAGAAACGGGGAAGGACAGUGAGAUUUCCAUCACUAAAACACCAAUUAUGAGGAUGCUGAAGGGGAAAUCCGAACCUAAACGGAUAGUGGUGUCUCACCCAGUCUCGGAUGAGCCUUCCUUAGACCCCCACUCUAGUUCUGCAUCCAGGGAGAGUGAGAGAAAGGAGACCGCUGCAGUGACAGUAACCCAUGUUCCCACAAUUGUUCACAACGGAACGACCAAGGUCACGCUGCCCUCUGCAAUCCAGAUAGUUAACGGCUCUGGAGCAUUGCCAAUGCUCAAAACUCCCAUCACACAGGUGGUCUCUGUGGUUCAAAACAGAACCUUUAAUCAAUCUGCAUCAAUCACAGCCUCCACAAACGCUUCCUCCACCUCCUCGCAUUCUUCCUCCAAAAAUCUCCCCAAGGUGAUGAUUCCAUUGAGCAGCAUUCCUACCUACAGUGCCUCCAUGGAUUCCUCUUCCUUUUUGAAGACCUCCUUCAGUAAGUUCCCGUACCCCACCAAGGCCGAGCUCUGUUACCUGACCGUGGUCACAAAGUUCCCCGAAGAGCAGAUCAAGAUCUGGUUCACCGCGCAGAGACUCAAACAAGGCAUCAGCUGGUCUCCUGAGGAGAUCGAAGAGGCGCGGAGGAAGAUGUUUAACACCAUCAUCCAGACGACACCUGCAGGCUCGCAGAACCACAACCAGAGUCACCGCAGCCAGGCUCAGCACACAAUCACAGUCCUGCCUGCCUCUCUCGGGGCUGCUGGGAUCCCUCAAUUCCUGCAGGGCUCUCUCGUUGGCCAGGGAGGGGUAAUUGUUACGCAGCCUGUGAUGGCAAACGGUAUCCAGGUUAGCAGUGCUCCCGUGGCCCUGGCUGUCACGCCGAAGCCCCAGGCAGCAGCGCGCCCAAUGAUGCAGGCCCGUCCUGCUGCGGCCCUGGUGGCAGAUAAAGGCAUCAGCAUGGUGGUGGGGACAGUGGGGAGCAGCAGCAGCACUGCAAGCCACAUCAUUACCAGUAAUAGUAGUAGGAGUGGGGGAGGAGGAAGUAUUAUUACAAGCAGCCAAGCCAGUGUCAUCAACCUUAGUCUUGGAAGCAGUAAUCACAGUAAUGCAAAGGGGAGCAGUGUCAAUGGUAAACACAGAGGGGCAAAUGCUGACUGCAAUGACAAGAAAAAUAGUAAUGUAAGCAGCCAUGUAAAUGCCAAGAACACUGAUAGCAGCAAAGCCAACAACAGCACUGGGCAGAGUAACAACACAGAGAGCAAAAACAGUACAGACAAAAAAUCUAAUAACGGUAACAGCAGAACAGUCAGUGAUGAACAGAAGAGCAAAGAUACCAACAGUAGCAGCGAAAAAAACAACCCAACCAGUACAAGCACAGACGAAGUGGACCCUCCCACCAGCGAUUCUCCCACCAUAAGAAUGGAGGAUGCUUCUUCCCCCGCAUCAAAGUCUUCCUCUCCAGCUCCUUCAAGCAGCACGCCUGGCUCUCGGACUCCCGUUAACUCUUUCCUGGACCCGAGCUUUUACAAGGGCAAGAAGUCACAGGAGCAGCUCAACGCUCUGAAGGACAGCUUUCAGACCGGCCAGUUUCCCGACCAGGAGGAAGUGGACCGCCUCAUCUCCAUGACCGGGCUCACGGUGCGAGAAGUCCGCAAGUGGUUCAGUGACCGGCGCUACCACUUUCGCAACCUCAAAGGUCCGCGCUCCAGCACAGGUGGACAGAGUAAGUCUGGCGGUGCAGCGGGAGCAGGUAGCGGUUCAAGUACGCCUGGGAGUGGUGCUGCUGGCGGUGCCAACCCUGUGGAUCUGUCUGACAGCGGCAGCAGUUCUGGCUCAAAAACGCCCCAGCACAGUUCUGCACCCCUGAGUCCAACUGCAUCACACACUCCCACUUCUCCCACCACGCCUUCCCGCCGGAACCCAAGACCUCCGUCACCUGAUUUCACGGCCAUCCGCUACAAGGAGAGAGAACCUCAUCAGGUGAAGGCUCUAGAGACGAGUUUUGCCCAGGACCCUGACCCACAAGGAGAGGAGGUGGACAGGCUGCGAAGUGAGACCAAGAUGACAAGACGGGAGAUCCACGGCUGGUUCGCUGAGAGGAGGAAGAGAAUGGCAGCUGAGAAAAGGAAAGAGGAGGCAGAGCGGGUGUUGAGACAGGAGGAGGGGGAGAAUGACGGGGAGGAGAGACAGAAAGAGGACAGUUCGGGAGAACUUAAAGUCAACCCCAUUAAGAUCAAUCUGAAGAUGCUCAAAGUGACUGAAGCCAAUGGCAAAGCUGAGGGCGAAGGGUCGGACAGCCCCACUUUACCCCUUCAGUCCAGCAGCACGCCUGCAUCUUCCCCAUCAUCUACCCCAAAACCACCCCAGUCCUCCACCCCUACACCCAAAACCUCCAACUCCCCCAAACCGUCAACCAUUCGAGGUAAGAAGACAGCAGAGCAGCUGCAACUGCUCAAACAAGUCUACGCACGGACACAGUGGCCAAGCGCCACUCAGUACGAUGAACUGAUCUCAGGUACUGGACUGCCCAGACCGGAGGUAGUGCGCUGGUUUGGGGACUGUCGCUACAUGCAGAAGAACGGACAGCUGAAGUGGCUUGACGCUCACCAGAAAAUCGCUCUGGAAGAAGAGCUUCAGAAGGUUGAUGAACAGAUCCUCCAGGCCUGCUUUGACACCCACGGGGGGCUGCAGGAGUCACAGUUGCAGGAACUGGCCGAGGCUAGUGGUUUAACUGCAGACUUGGUGAGAUAUUGGUUCAGCACCAAGGCGUCUUUGCACGGGGUGGAACACACUGCUGCUGCUGUAGUUGCUCGAGGUGCAGCAACUGACCCACAAAAAGGAUCCUCCCCUUUGGAGCCACAGCCAGGAGGUGGGACGGAGGAGAAAAUGGAGCAGUCGGUGUGUGGUUUCUCAACAGAGGCGGAGGAGGCCAACCCUGACAAGACUGUGAAUCCUACUGAAGGAACUGACUGAAGAGGCCUUUUGUCUGAGGAUGGGGCUCACAAUGCAGGUGGUCUUUGUGUCGGCAGUCUGAGGGAGCGACAGCAGAUGCGGCUGUAACAGGAUCACUGGAUGGACCUUGAAAAAAAAAAACAUCCUCACCCAUCCCUCCUCUCCCUCGCUCACACCCCUAGAGGUAGGCAUGACCUCCCCCACUACGUGAGAUGGACACUAAAGCCACUAUACCCCCCUUUUCCCCAUCCAUCCGUCAACCAACCCACUCCCGUUCUGUCUGCCCCUCCACUACACGCCUCAUCUCAAGCCCCCCCCCCCCUGCCCAAUCCACCAUUUUCCCUCCAGAAGGAAGUUCCACUGCAGACUGAAGUGGAGGAGGGAGGGGCAGCGUUGCUCUACUGUGGUUGUUCUGCCUGCCUGCUGUGAUGUGAGACAAGAAGAAAAAGUGGACGUGGAGGGAGAAAAAAGGAGAAAGUUAGUCCAUAUUGAGACCUCCGCAGAUGUUGAUCAGGAGUUUCGGGGUGAGUUGUUGGACAGUAAUUGACCAAACCGGACUCAGUUGAGGAUUGUUGGACAGUUUGUUUAAGGGUACGAAAACCGGCGCAGUUUCUGCUCUGCUCCAGGGUGCUUGCCUCAGCCUUAAAGUGAUUCAAAUAAUUGUUCUAUUGUGUCAUCCUCGUACUCCUUUUCCUACCAACUUGCACUCAUACACUUUGACUUCAUUGCUUGCAGCUUACUUUGAAUGUUAGCCAGGCUUUUCAGUGUCAUAUCUGAAACACAGCACUGAUGUUCAUUUGAUUAUUGAGCUCCUUUCUUUUCUUUCUUUUUUUACUUCUCUUUUCUUGCCUUAGCUGUAUGAAAUAUUUGGUUAAAAAGGACAUUAAACUGUAAGAGAAACACAAUCUGUCAUCCAAAGAAGGCAAGCACCCUGCUGUUGAAAGACAAAAAAAGAAAACCACACUUUAGAAGACUGCCUGGAUGGAACCUGGUUUGUGUUGUAGCAUCAAGUGCUUCUUUUCAUCACCGACGUGUACGUAUCUUUGUUUUUAUGGAACUUUCCUAUUAAAUAAAUUUGACUGUAAAAGAACUGUGAACUUUUACCAGAGUUCCAUGCUUAGGCUUGAUGUAUAAUUUUUACAGGUGGUAUUUGCAGAAUAAAAAGAAUGUAAUAAA